AUGGGAUCUCAGGAAGUGAACAGACGUGGAUGCCAAUGGAACCGAUGGGAGACCUGGGACCAAAAGAAUGAUGAUGAUGUUACAGCUGCUCCGUCCAGGGUAUUGCUUAUAGCCGAUCCUCAGAUUUUAGAUCACUAUUCAUACCCUGGAAGACCAUCGUGGAUUCGGUACUGGACCACUAAAUUGGGCGACAAUUAUCUUCAUCGGAACUAUGUGUAUCUACAAGACGUUUUGGAUGCGGGUACUACGAUCUUCUUGGGGGAUAAUUUUGAUGGUGGAAGAGAACAGCCGUCUGACACUGAUUGGCUCACUGAGUACCGUAGAUUUAUGGAUCUUUAUCCUCAAAAAGUUAACCGAAGAUAUUACACCAAUGUUCCCGGGAACCAUGACAUUGGGUUCCAGACCAUCAACAAGGCAUAUGCUCAACGAUUCGAUACGUUUUUCGGCGAUGCAAACCAAUUUGUUGAAAUCGGUAACCAUUCGUUCGUUUGGCUAGACACCAUUUCGCUUCUUCAUGAAGAUCCAGACAUCAAUGGUCGAGCAAAAGAGUUUCUUAAUGAGGUCAACAAUCUUCUAAAUCCUCAAUUCCCUCGCAUCUUGUUAUCUCAUGUUCCCUUGUUCCGAAACAACCAGAACCAAUUGUGUGGUCCCUUGAGAGAGUCGUCCAAAAAAUUCCCACUACAAAAAGGUUUACAAUAUCAAACGGUUAUUGACUACGAAGUUUCCCAGUUGGUUCUAGGCAAGCUACACCCCACUUUGGUGUUUGCUGGAGAUGAUCAUGAUUACUGUGAGAUUGAGCAAACGUUCAAGUACAAUGGGAAAUCGAUUUCAGCUAAAGAAAUCACCGUCAAGUCGGCGUCAAUGAAUAUGGGAAUUAAACGACCUGCAGUGCAGUUACUUUCAUUGAACAACCCAUAUAAUCCUAAUCCUAAGACUACAACUGAUGAUUUACUUUCCGAAACUUAUCAAACAGAAAUGUGUUAUUUGCCAGAUCCAUUCCAUACUAUUCAAUACGGGCUAUUGACAAAAGACCAGGACCUUUUUGAUUCGGAUGCGGUUACGGAAUAA
Molecule: messenger RNA, 1068 nt
Organism: Lizanozyma spartinae
Lineage: Eukaryota; Fungi; Ascomycota; Pichiomycetes; Serinales; Debaryomycetaceae
Product: putative lipid phosphatase
Exons: 3
Coding region: 1-1068 (355 amino acids)
Biological process (GO): GPI anchor biosynthetic process
Cellular component (GO): endoplasmic reticulum
Molecular function (GO): hydrolase activity
Source: RefSeq, a predicted model, not a curated record